AAAAUGACUGACCACUGAAUUAAACUGACGGAGUGUGGCAGUAGACAACACUCUAGUGGCUGUUAUGAAGUUCUAUCACAGAAAUCCUAUUAUUUAGGAAAAAAAUGGCUUUUCAAUACAUGUGCACUACAGUGUGCUAAAGAUAAUUUGCAAUAGAGUUGGAAUCAUCUUAAGCACUGCCUUCUGCAUAUCUUUUAACCUUUAUAUCUUCACACAAGUAAACAACAAUGAGAACAACACCUGUAGUUUGUGAUUUUAGAAACUCCAAUGGGUUACACAAACACAUUUUGCUCGUGUAUUCCAGUGACUUCCCCGUGUUUUUUUUAUGGUAAUGUUAAUGUUCCUUAUAUAUGCAGAAUUUUAAAUAACACUGUUUUAAGACUGAAUUGUUUCAUGCUAUUACAUCCCUUUCCAAAAUGUAACAAUCAUGACUGUAUUUUAAUUGAAUGCCUGCUUGAUGUUAAAAGAAACUCCCUCCCUAGAAUAGCAUGUGAAGAAUUUUCAGUACUUCAUGUCCAAUAGGACAUGGUGGAUUCUUGGAUUAGGCAUGAUUUAGAACCACUGAUAUUUCUGAGUAACAAAAUGAAAAAAAAAUAAAAAUAAAUCGAGCUGGUCCAAGUUCAGCAUUUGUCUGGAAUGUUCAGGUCUGAUUUAUCUAAUGUGUUCCAUGCAGAACCAACCCAGCCUAUAAAUAAGACUGACAUGUUUUAGAGAUGAAAGAACAUAUAGUAUGGGGAAAACAAAAGGGAAGUGUUGUGAAAUGAAGACAAAUAUUACUGGAAGCGUGUUAUUGGUGAAUACCCUAACAGUGUGGCUGUUGCUACUGCAUCUGGUCUGCUCAACCAUAGCAGCUCCUGGGCAGCUUUUCGAAACUGAUCCAUGCGGACCAGAGGCUGCAGCUCUCAAGACUAACAUAAGGAAACUGGAGAAUAAAUUGCUGAUCACAACUUGGAUGACUGAGCAUCUGCAAAUGUAUAGAUACUUCAGACCGCUUGAGUUUGCUGAAUCCGACAGUAAACCUCAGACUGGCCUCGUCCCCGAUGUAAACCAAAACAACAACACCUUGGACAACAAAAUGAUGAAACUAAUUCCUCCAGCUGGAAAUUUGAUUGUCUAUGACAGAGACUGCUCCGAUCUUUACGAUAGGCUGAGAUCACAAAGCGGCUUUUACCGCAUCAGACCCAAGUUACACCAGGAGCCGUUUUUAGUCUACUGUGAUAUGGAGGACGGAGGAGGAUGGACGGUGUUUCAGAGGCGUCGGCAUGGAAAAGUUGACUUUAACAGAGACUGGGUGGACUACAGAGAUGGUUUUGGAGAAUUCAAACUGUGGAAUGAUGAGUUUUGGUUGGGGAAUGAGCACAUGAAUGCUCUGCUGUCAGAAGAUAAAAACCUGGUGAAGAUUGAUCUCAUGGACUGGGAUGGAAAGAGAAGUUAUGCAUUUUAUGAGAAUUUCAGGAUCACAGAUGAAGCUGAUAAGUAUCGUCUCCUGUACGGGCAGUACAGUGGGAAAGCUGGUGAUGCUCUGACUGGUGGUGGAGGAAUGGUGGAGCAGUGGUCUUCCUGCCUUAGUGGGAUGCAGUUCAGCACUUUAGAUCAGGAUAAUGACCGCUUCCUUCAGGGAAGCUGUGCCAAAGAGAAUCAGGCUGGUUGGUGGUUCAACAGGUGUCAUGCAGCCAACCUAAAUGGCAAGUUCUAUCGGAGGGGGGAAUACAAGGCUGAGUAUGACAAUGGUGUGGUGUGGGGGACGUGGAAAGGCCUCUGGUACUCUCUUAGACACACCACUAUGAAGGUGCGCCCCCUGGUAUUUUUGGACAUUGCAGGAAGUGGAGCAGGGGACAUUUAAAAAUCACAGACUUCUGUCUAAAAUUAAAGAAAACAAGGUAUUUAAAAAAAACAACUAAUUAUUCUUUGUAUUUUAAUUACUUUCUUUGCUUCAACUUCAAAUUAUAACUAAAAUCAACAGAACAUAUAUAUAUAUAUAUUUUUCCAGUGAGCAUUUCUGAGACUGUAAAAUUGCCAGAUUUUUAAACAAACAGUAUUUUAGCUUCAUUGUUUCACCAGUGUUCCUAUUUAAAGUGCCUUGCAAAAGAGUUCAUGCCCCUCAACGUUUUUCACACUUUAUGUUAAAACGCCAUACUUCGUGUAUUUCAAUGUGAUUUUAUGUGGUGACGACACGAAUUAUAGCAUACUUAGGAAACGGAAGAAAAGGAUAUGUGGUUUUCAAAAAUGUAUUAAUUUGAAAACAUAUGCAUCUUCAGCCCUCUUAACCCCAAUCAAAGUCACUGCGUUAGUUGUUGAACACAAUUGCAGUUUAAUACUGCAUAUGUACUACUACACAAAUUAGAAUAAUAAAUUCCUGCCUGAACAACAGAAAACACCCCAAUUGUUACUGUAAUAAGCAUUGAGACUUCCCAGCAUUGCUGAAACUGUAGAUUUAGAGUUGACAUAAACCAUUUUUUUAUUGCAUCUUGAAAUCUAUCACCAAUCUAGCUGGUGUUUAACCUUUCAGAAGGGUGAAUGUGCUCAUGAUACCAUGGAAAUAUUAAAAGUAAUGCAUUAAAAAUGUUAAAGAGUUA
Poecilia reticulata (guppy) is the source of this 2576-nucleotide messenger RNA. It is a transcript of the gene fgl1b, whose product is annotated as fibrinogen like 1B. The record is from RefSeq and is a predicted model, not a curated record. Lineage: Eukaryota; Metazoa; Chordata; Actinopteri; Cyprinodontiformes; Poeciliidae. Gene Ontology annotation, biological process: blood coagulation; positive regulation of heterotypic cell-cell adhesion; platelet aggregation. Gene Ontology annotation, cellular component: fibrinogen complex. Gene Ontology annotation, molecular function: extracellular matrix structural constituent; protein-macromolecule adaptor activity.